Messenger RNA from Mycetomoellerius zeteki, 858 nucleotides. Its product is annotated as trypsin-1-like. NCBI's taxonomy places the organism in Eukaryota, Metazoa, Arthropoda, Insecta, Hymenoptera, Formicidae. The transcript has 3 exons. Bases 19 to 792 code for a protein of 257 amino acids. The record is from RefSeq and is a predicted model, not a curated record. Gene Ontology annotation, biological process: proteolysis. Gene Ontology annotation, molecular function: serine-type endopeptidase activity.
CCCCGAAUCAACAUCCAGAUGCCACCUACCGGGCCGGGUCUUACUUCGUUUGAGACUCGUGUGGUUGGAGGUGACGAAGCGCCGAAAGGAAGAUACCCAUAUAUGCUUUCCCUUCAAACGUGGAGCUUUUUUUUCUUUGAGCAUUUCUGCGGCGGAUCCAUCCUGAACGAACAAUGGGGUAUAACAGCAGCACAUUGUGCUGACGCAUAUCCCGCAAGCAAUGUUAUCGCUAAGGCUGGAAAAUUCAAUCUUAAACUUACGGAGGCAACCGAACAGUUAACAAAAGUGUCAAAAUGGAUCAUACAUGAGAAAUAUAAAGGUGGUGUUGGCCCAAAUGACAUUGCUCUGAUUAAGUUCACUACUCUGUUGAAGCUUAACGUGAACGUACAACCUAUCGUGUUACCUCAACCAAACAGUGAACCAACUGGACAGGCAUGGCUUAGUGGAUGGGGCUCUACUUCGACUACUAAUAAUCCAAUAAUGCCAUCUAUACUUCAACAUGCUCUGAUGACUAUCAUCGAUCGCAAACUUUGCGACGCAACCGUCACUAACAUGACAGGUUCUCCUUCUCCUGUUGAUGACACCAAUAUCUGCACUGCGCCAAAGUCGAGCAAACCAAAUUCUGCAUGCAGCGGUGAUUCUGGUGGUCCACUAGCUAUCUUUACAGGAGGAAAACCGGUUCUUAUUGGACUUGUAUCUUGGGGUCUUAUACCUUGUAAAGACGCGCCAUCCGUAUACACCAAGACAUCUUAUUUCAAUAAAUGGAUCGAGCAAAAAAUCAGUAAUUAUUAAUGACAGUAAUAUUGAUGAUGUAUCAAAUAUGUACUGAAUGACGAAUUAUUCGACAAAAAAUAAACA